AUUAUCCCAUUCGUCCCGGUGAUGCUGCGAAAUGACAGGCUGCUUCAUUGCUCUCGUUACUCUGAUCACGUGGUUAGCCGGACAACAUCGUCUCGUGCAUGCAAACAUUGAAAAUGCGUUGGCAGAGUUAAAACCAGUGGUAGCGCAACUACAGGCGGAGUUCGAUCAACUGGAGUAUAUAUUCUAUCACAAAAUAUCUGAAACUCCUAGACGGAAACUGCAUAAAAUAAAAAAGGAAUUCAUUCUUCAAAAUGAUAUUACGAGACCUCUUAUCCGAUAUAUUAAGGAUAAAGCAAAUGCCUUCAUGCAAGACAACUUGGAGGAAGGUGCAUUGGCUGAGGUUUAUGAUCUUUCAACGGACAUUGUUACCAACUUGGAACGUUUGAAAGCGACUGAAGAUGUCAAAUCGGAAGACGCUGACUCUGUAAUCAGAGAUAUUCAGGACGGCUGGAAUACUUUGAGUGAACUACCGUAUUUUGCUGAUGCCUUAGAAAGAGAGUGGUUGCUGAACCGCCCUGAUGUGAAUUUAGAAAGAUUGGCAGAAAUCACUUCGAAAUCGCUGAUGCCGGACUUAGAACGAAUAAAGAAAUAUAACAAGGAAAAUAAUUUAGCAAAAGUUGAAUUAUGGGAACCCGUAGCAUCCCUUCUCGGCUAUUACUUAAAGCUUGCAACAAAAGAGGAAGCCAAAAAGAAGAGUGCUUCACCUGAAGUUAAAAAAGACCUGAGAGCAAUGGGAGAUUUAGCUAAGGAAGCAAAAGAUACAGUUUCUAAACUUUUGAGUCCAAACAAAAAACAACGUAAACAAGCGAUGGCAAAAUUAGAGAGGAAAAUCGAGAAGUUAACCAUUUUCAAUGAGAAAAGUGGAGCAUCCUCAACACCAAAUCCACCAAUCAGUGGUGAUUCAACGCCAAAUCAAAAUGGUGAUACAACGCCAAAUCCAGAUGACAGUACAACCCCAAAUCCAAAUAGCGAUACCACACCAAAUCAAGAUGGCGAUACCACACCAAAUCAAGAUAGCGAAACCACGCCAAAUCCAAAUAGCGAUACCACACCAAAUCAAGAUGGCGAUACAACGCAAAAUCCAGAUGGCAACACCACGCAAAAUCCAGAUGACAGUACAAACCCAAAUCCAAAUGGUGAUACCACGCCAAAUCCAGAUGGCGAUACAACACCCAAUCCAGAUGGUGAUACAACGCCAAAUCCAGAUGGAGAUACAACGCCUCAACCUACAACAGAAAUUGCUCUUCCAGACACUUUGCCCUCGCUUGAUGGACUUUUUAAGUUUAAAUCAUUUGAGUUCACCAAAGCACUAAAAGUGAAGGAUGGCUGUAGCGUUACGUUGGCGUCCGAUGGCUGUGUCAUUUCCAUCACCCCUAACCCUGACACUUGUCUCACUGUUGACGUCAUAAUUGAAAAAGUUUUGAAUACUAUAAAUGGUAUUGCAGAAGCUCUUCAAAUUGGCUCUGUUGGGGAAAAUCCCAUUGAUAUGUCUGCUUUGAUUGUAAAAUAUUUUGAUAUUAAUGUCUGUGACGAAACUGGGUCGUUAUCUGUAUCCUUAUUUGCUGAUAGGGAAAUAACAAUUAUCCCCUCUGUACUAAGUGUUACAAAUAUAGAGAUCGACUUGUCAAUUAUACUACCAACUAAAUCCUUAAGAGUUUCGUUCAGUGCUACAUGGGAUUUAGGUGGGGUUUCUUUUGUUAUACAAGCAGGUUAUGAUAAUGGCGAAUAUGACGUUGUUGCACGUCCUGUUUCAUCUGAUGUGUCUCUUGCUACGUUGUUGGGAACCGUCUCAAAUGCAGUGAUACCCGGGGAUUCCACCAGUGCAUCCUCUCUUUUCAAUCAACUUAAGUUUAAUGAUAUAUCAAUCAGUGAUAUGAGCCUUGUAGCAAAAUUCACAGAUUUCGGCAUGGGUGUACAAUUUUCUUUCACAUCAACAGUAUCCGGACUAGGUAGCACAAAUAUCAUGCUAAAUUUCAAUAGAUUAAGGGAAGGCAGUGAAUUCAAUAAUGGAUUUUCAUUGGCUGCUCUAUUGAAAGACCUUACAUUUGCCUCAAUUAUUCAACAUCUUGCAAACUAUGAUAUUUCUAGUGUUCCUCUGAUAGGUACCCUAGCAUUUCCAGAAGUGGCUGUUAUUGGAGCUACUAAAGAGAUCCCCCUUCUUAUUGUCGACUAUAAUAGUGAUUCUAAUGUCAUUGCACUAUUACCUUCAGUGUCCAAGGGAAUCACUUUAUUGUUUAGUGCAAGAUUUGAUGCAAACUCAGACCCAAUGAAUUUUAUGGUAACAUUCACUCCUCCGAAGUCAAUUGGUUUCAAAGUCUUACCAGGGCCUCAACUUGACAUUGAGAGUAUCAUUAACAAACUCCUAGACUCGAUUAACCUUGAACUUCCUCCUGGCUUUCCUUUAGCAUCUUUUCUCAAUAGGGGUCUCUCAAAUAUGAACUACAAUGGUGACCUGAAUGAGCUUACUAUACCAGUAAUACUUGAAGAUGACAUAACUAUAGUAGAACAUGUGUUUGAGAUCGAGGAACCUCAGGUUGAGUUCGUCAUAGGAUUAAGUAAGCCCAGGACAUUAAGCUUCCAAGCAAGUGGCACGUGGCUUAUCAGGGAUUAUCCCAUUGAGUUGACUAUUAGUAAACCGUCCGGUGCUUCAGAAUUUCUUGCUUCUGCCUGUUCGGAAAGACCACUUGAAGUGGGAAAGGUCAUGGCGAAGUUUGCUGCGUCGUUUCUUCCCGAUUUCGUUGCAGAUGCCUUCCAAACCUUUUCCAUUGAAAAUCCAUGUUUUGAAGUGUUGAUAGGGAAAAACUUUGGGGCAAGGGUGAGUGGCACAGCAGUGAUAGGGAAUUUUGAUGCAUCUAAAGUAGAGGUGCUAGGAGGUAAAGUGAAUGGCGCCAUGCUUAUGACUCUUGGUGUGGUACUUGAAAGGACAAAGCUUAGUAGUGUGAUAGAUAAACUCACCAAGGGUAAGGUUGAUAUAUCCUCUAUUCCAGGAAGUAGAAUAUUUGACGAAAGUAGUAUAGGAUUCGUUACAUCCACCCAUGAAAUACCUAGCAUUGGUAGGAGUGAUUUAAGGUUCAAACUUCCUAUGUUAGGUGAUACUAACAUACUUGAUGGGGUAAGCUUAGUGGCAGAGAUAAAACUCCCAGAGGAUUGUUCGGGUGAUAUCGUCUGUGGAGUUUUUAAAAAGUUUGGUUUGGAUUUCACACUAAUUAUCAAAGGGCGCCUUGCAAUAAAUGAUCUUCUACUUGAGGUUACAAUACCAAGGGAUAUAGAAAUUGUCCAAGGAUUCAAUCUAUCAGGGAUUGGGUUCAGGGUCAUUGUAAGACCACCGAUGGUCGAGGUUGCACUUAUAGCCAGUUUAAAAAUAGAUGAACCAAAAUUAAGUUUCAGUGGUGCUAUAGGUUUUUCUACAACUGGAGGCGCAACUUUAGGCAUGGCAAUGGUCGGGUGUUGGACUAAACCCUUUACAAUCCCAAUCUUAAGGAUAUGUGAUCUUAACAUCAAGAUAGGCAUAACACCAGAACCUACUCUCAUUUCAGAGUUACAUCUAGGGGGCCGUGCUCAGAUUGGUAAGAUAGACGACCCUGAUGCUAAACUGUUUAACGCAUCUUUAUAUAUCGGUCUUAACAAAAUAGUCCCAUCAGAAAGUUAUUUCUCGGGAAAAAUUUCUAGUUUAACCAUCCCAGCUGUAUUAGCUGCAUUUGCCUAUUUCCCAACUCUUCCCCAAGCUUUGAAUGAAAUCGGUUUCCCUGACGCUCUUGAUGUAUCGUAUUCACAAUUUGGAAAGGUGUUGCCGAAUGGUGUAACAAUUCCCAGUGGGGUGAGGUUCAAUGGUACAUUACAAAUCCUUGGCUUUAAAGUCCAUAGUACUAUGCGCUUGGACAUCAAUGGUAUUUACAUAUUGGUAAUGGUCGACAGGUUUGACAUUGGGAAUAAUCUCAUCAGUAUUGACGGUGACGGUAAAUCUGGCCCGGAAUUGUUAGUAGACGUUGGAUGGAACCCUCCUAGAGCCACAAUUGAUAUUCAGGGAAAAGUAUGUGUGCUUAAAAUAUGUGCCUCUGUGAAUAUAACGAUUGAUAAACGGGGGAUUCACUUUGAGAUUGGGGGUAGUUUCUUGAAUCUCUUUGAGGCCCAACUUAACAUUACUGCUAAUUAUGCCUCCUUGGCCACUGCAAAGUUUUCAGUGGCUGGUUCCUUUAAGCAAACACUUCUGGAAAAUUUGAAGAACAAAGUAACGGGUGCCAUCAAUGAUCUUAGUAAAAAAGCAACUGCAGCCUUCGAUGCAGCUGAAAGAGAACUUAAUUCGGCCAAGGAAACGUUGAGGGACGCCGCUGAUGAUCUUCGUAAUAAGAAGGCUGAUGUUGAUAAGAUUCAAGCAAAAAUAAAUGCGAAAGCUCAAGAGAUUGGUAACCAGCAGAGUAACGUGGACAACUUAGAGAGAGAGUGGAAAGAAAAGGUGCAAGAUGCUAGAGAUAAAGUUGAGAAAUUGAAUGCUGCAAAGCGGGAGAUCACCGACUUGCAGAAUAGAAUUGAAAGUGGAGAACGUAUUUGUCCAGGUGGAUGUAAACGUCGUCGAAGGAGAAAUCUGCGCCGUGGUAUACAUAUAGUAUAUAACAGGAAAACAUAUACAGAUUUAUUGCGAGGUGUGAGACUCGAUGACAAAUCUUCUAAAAGUUUCCUCCAUUCUCGUACAAAGCGAGUUUACGCAGCACUAGCCAACAGAGCGAAAGCGAGAGACAAACGUUUCCUUGGAAUCGAAUUUAAUCCUUUAGAACCAGCGAGAGAACUCGCUGAACGAGCUAGGGAAGAGACUUUCUGUGCAGCGAAAGAAGCCGCAAGAGCUACAUGCCUGCUACCAUUUAAAACAAUGAGGGUUACAUUAGAGGGUGUGAAAGGGGGUCUUUCUGGCUUACAAUGGGCCGCGGAUUCCGCUCUCAAAGUGGCCCAGGAACACAACGUAUUAUUCGAUGCCGCAAAAGGAACACUGAUCGUACUGGAAAAGGUCAUGGAAGGACUGGCUGAGUCAAUGAACGCUGCAAAGGGAUUGAUGGACGCAGCAGCUUUCUUAGUUGAAAAAUCGACGAACGCUGUAACGGGCGCCCAACUAGCAUUAGAUGGCGUCAACGAGGCGCAGAAGGCCGGUUUGAAGGCGGCCUCUUUCAUUACCCGCCUCACUCUCGGAGGUAUCAUCAAUAUUAAAGAAAUCAGCUUUAAUGUUGAACUUGCUGUGGCAAAUACUGGUGAAUUUGGUGGAACUAUUGUCGUGUCGUUCCUUGGACGAUCUGAUGAUACAUUUUCCUUCCAAAUAAAGUUGUAUUCCAUAGAAAGCAUGGUCGGAAUAUUGGUCGAUAAAGUGAAAGAUCUUUUAAACCUGUAAUUGCCUUGUUUGUGAAUACACAGGGUCGUGUAUAGAUAAAUAAAUUUUGAAGAACAUGAUUGAAGAUUUAAAUGUGUCUUUUGUUAAUUUCGAAGGAAAUAAAGUAAGAAUGAGAUAUAUGAAUAUUAAAA
Messenger RNA from Owenia fusiformis, 5505 nucleotides. NCBI's taxonomy places the organism in Eukaryota, Metazoa, Annelida, Polychaeta, Sabellida, Oweniidae. The record is from the annotation of a GenBank genome assembly.